AUGACUAAACCAAACCUCUUUGUACCANGGAGCCAANGGGNCAGAAGGGCGCAGAAGAUUNCAAGUUACUUUAGUGGAGAAACAAGNUUUNCUCGAGCCUUCCUCACCCCAUGUGUAAACAUCCGGUCCUCUGAUAGGAGCUGGUGGAUUCAGAUUGGUGAUGGCGUUUCUAUAGGCUUGAACUGCCGUGUCCCUAGAGCGAAGAGAUGGAAGAAUCCAUCCCGUAGUUGA
This is a messenger RNA of Arabis nemorensis, 231 nucleotides long. NCBI's taxonomy places the organism in Eukaryota, Viridiplantae, Streptophyta, Magnoliopsida, Brassicales, Brassicaceae. The record is from the annotation of a GenBank genome assembly.